AAGUACUCCCGAGUACCAAGCAGGCCGUCCCCCACUUCCUCCCAAUGGCCGCUCCGCCGCCGGUGCUCACCCUGGCGGUGGAGAAGGGCCCGCGUGCCGGCGAGACCCGGCAGUGCCGCGCGGGCGCCGCUCUCCGCGUCGGCCGCGUCAUCUCCGGCAACGACCUCGCCGUGCGCGACGUGGGCGCGUCGCAGCGCCACCUCGCCGUCGAGUUCCUCCCGCCACCCGCGGCCCGGUGGGCCGUCUCCGACCUCGGCUCCUCCAACGGCACCUUCCUCAACGGCGCCCGCCUCGCGCCCUCCGUCCCGGCCCCGCUCUCCGACGGGGACCUAAUCGUCCUCGGCGAGUCCACCAAGCUCGCCGUGUCCAUCGCGCCCGAUUCGGAGGCGAAGCCCGCCCCUAGGCGCUCCUCGCGCCGCGCCGCGCCGACGGCGAAGGCGGUGGAGGAGGAACCGACCCCCGCGGUCAUCCGCCGGAGCACACGGAAGAAGGCGGAGCCCUCCGAAGCUGAGAAGGAAGGGCUGGACGCAGCGGCCGUGGUGGUGGUGGAGGAAGAGAAACCCCGGAUGGUUACUCGCCAGAGCAGACGGAAUAAGGCGGCUGCACCCGAGGCCCUGGAAGCGGGUAAGGAAGAGAUCGAGGAGGCCGCAGUGGAGACACGCCGCGGUAGGAAGAAGAAGGCUGUGGAGCCCCCUGAACCAGAGAAGGCGGAGGAGAAGGCAGCAGUAGCCACACGCCGCACGAGGAGGAAGCAUCCUGAGCCCUCUGAAUCAGAGAAGGGAGAGGAGGGGAACGAUGCAAUUACGGUUGCCCCUCCACCAGUGCCUCGAACGACAAGGUCCAGAAGGGCUCGGGGAAGGGUUACAGCGCCUUGUGCAAUGGAGACUGUUCCCGAGGAGGAGGAGGAGGAGAGAGAGGAGGUGGUUGCACCGGCAGAGGAGAAGGGUGAUAAGGUGGCAGCUGGGGGAGAAGUGGAAGGGACUGCGAAGGCAUUGGAGGAAAUGCCAGUUGCUCCAAGAGGGCGGCCACGAAGAGCUCCAAAAGCUAUGACCAAUGCUCACUGUGCUGCCUCUGACAAUGUCGAUAAGGAGACAAAGGGUGGUGGAGAAGAGGAAGAGGAUGGCAAGAGAGAAGCGAUUGUCAGUGGAGGAAAGGUAGGGGAUGUGGAAAAUGCAGAGGAGCGUGCUAGGAGAAGCAGCCUGGAGACCAUGCCUGUUGCUCCAAGAGGGCGGGCACGAAGAGCGCCAAAGGGGAUGACCAAUGUUCAGUGUGCUUCUUCUGACAAUGUCGGUAAGGACAUAAAUGGUGCUGGAGAAAAGGAAGAUGAUGGCAAGAUGGAAGCUGUUGGCAAUGGAGGAGAUGUGGAGGAUGUGGAGAACACCGAGGAGCUUGCUGGGAGAAGCAUCUUGGAGACCAUGCCAGUUGCUGGGAGAGAGCAGGCACAAAGAGCGCCAAAAGGGAUGACCAAUGCUCAGUGUGCUUCUUCUGACAAUGUCGGUAAGGAGAUAAAUGGUGCUGGAGAAGAGGAAGACGAUAGCAAGAGGGAAGCGGUUGUCAGUGGAGGAAAGGUAGGGGAUGUGGAGAAUGCGGAGGAGUGUGCUGGGAGAAACAGCCUGGUGAUCAUGCCAGUUGCUGGGAGAGAGCAGGCACAAAGAGCGCCAAAGGGGAUGGCCAAUGCUCGGUGUGCUGCUUCUGACAACAACAGAGGUGAGGAGAUAAAGGAUGGUGGAGAAGAGGAACAGGGUGACAAGAAGGAAGCAGCUGGAAAUGGAGGAGAUGUAGAGGAUGUGGAUAAGGCAGAGAAGCGUGCUGGGAGAAGCAGCCUGGAGACUAUGACAUUGGGGGAGUGGUUUGACCGGAUGGAAAAGUACCUUCCAAGAACGAUCAAUGAGGCUGCUGAUGAGAUGAUAGCGACUAUGGAGGAGAAGCAUCGACGAAUCAUUGAGUACAUUUCGACGAUUGGAAAUAGUUCCAAUCCUUCUUGAGAUUUAUGAUGACAAUGGUACCUGGAUAUAGCAUGGAAGACAACAUUUAGCCGCAUGUUUUGCAAAUAGUAGGUUUGAGGUAUUACAAUCAUUAGCUGGGUGAUGAUCACAUCAGAAGUUCCCGAGAAAUCUUACCUUUUCUGUUCAAUAGCUACAUGGAUAUGCUAGUACUGGUAGUAGGUUAAAGCAUACAAAUGGAACUAUGAUGCAUCCUGUAGGUUCACUUCUGAUCAGAUGCACUAAUAUAUCCUGUUCUUCUGGACAACGUUGUAUCAGCUCUUACUGUGAGGCAACAUUCCCAUGAAUAACUUGUUCAUAGCCCUGAAUCUUCC
Messenger RNA from Lolium perenne, 2317 nucleotides. RefSeq lists its product as uncharacterized. The record is from RefSeq and is a predicted model, not a curated record. NCBI's taxonomy places the organism in Eukaryota, Viridiplantae, Streptophyta, Magnoliopsida, Poales, Poaceae. Gene Ontology annotation, molecular function: protein binding.